Messenger RNA from Python bivittatus (Burmese python), 3508 nucleotides. It is a transcript of the gene PALM, whose product is annotated as paralemmin. NCBI's taxonomy places the organism in Eukaryota, Metazoa, Chordata, Lepidosauria, Squamata, Pythonidae. The record is from RefSeq and is a predicted model, not a curated record. Gene Ontology annotation, cellular component: plasma membrane. Gene Ontology annotation, biological process: regulation of cell shape.
CAUAAUACCCAAGGCUUCGCAUCCUCGGCUCGCACAGCCCGUCCGCUCGGGACGACAACCAACGCCGGAUGGGAUGUGGAGUCGUCCGGCGCCGCCGCCGCCGUCACCUUCUCUGACGGCCUCUGGAAAUCAGAGCUCUUGACAAGGAGGAGGAGGAGGAGGAGAGGAAGAUUAAUCCCGCUAAACCGCCUCUUCCCCCUCCCUCUUCUUGCACCUUGCAAGCUGCCAGACGGCCGGGAGAAGCCGAGGAAGCACCGCGGAGUCCGGAAAAAUGGAGAUCAUCGAAACAAGCACGAUUCAGCAGGAGAGGCUCCAAGCUAUAGCGGAAAAGAGAAAGCGCCAAACGGAGAUUGAAAACAAGCGGCGACAGUUAGAAGAUGACAGACGCCAGUUGCAGCACUUAAAGUCAAAGGCUCUAAGGGAGAGAUGGCUGUUGGAGGGAGCUCCUUCAUCCACAGCUGAAGAGGGUGAAGCCACAAAGAAGCUGAUGGAGGAGGACAAUUUGAAGGCCAAGGAACUGGAAGAGAACAUUCAAAGGUUGGAGAAAGAACUGGAACAACUGGAAAAUGGGAUCUCAGCGUCUUCCACCAAAGAGAACAUGGUUGAGGAAACCAGAGUGGUGGCCAAGGAAGAGAAACUACCCCACACGCCGAAGACUCCUCUAGGCUCAGCCAAAGCAGACAACAAAAUCUCCAACAGCCCUGUAAAAGUGGUGGAAGGCAAAGGCAGUGGAUUGAUGAAAGCAGCUAUGUACUCUGUAGAGAUCACUGUGGAGAAGGACAAACUCACGGGGGAGACCAAAGUCCUGUCCAGCACCACUAGACUACCCAAAGAGAACUCAGUUCAGGGAGUCAAAGUGUACGAGGACGAGCUGAAAGUGGUCCACGCAGUCCAUGCAGAAGAUGGGGCUAUUGAAAACGGCCUCCACCAGCUCAGCUCAUCUGAAGUGGAUGAGCUCAUCCAUAAGGCCGAUGAAGUUACCCUGAGUGAAGUCUCUGAGAAGGCUGCCAAAGAGGCCCUAAGCAACCUCCCAAGCCAGAAGGUCACCCCACGGAAGGAAAUCACAGGUGUGCAGGCUAAACCAAUGGAGAGUCCAAAGCUACUGGCUUCCAGUGAUGGCCCAGAGCCCAGCAAAGAACAACCCGUCACCAUGAUCUUCAUGGGCUACCAGAACGUGGAAGAUGAAAAUGAGACCAAAAAAGUGCUGGGGCUCGAGGGAGAGCAAAUCAAGGCAGAGCUGGUGGUGAUAGAAGAUGCUGAGAAUAAACCGGCAGGAGAUUAUACAGCAGAUCAUGCCCCACCUAAUGGCAGCGCGAUGGAACCCUUGGCUCAGAAGGAGGAGAACCAAACUGGGGCACAGCCAUCAGCCAAUGACACGGACCCCAAAGGAGCAGAUCAGGAUCUUGACAUGAAGAAACAGCGUUGUAAAUGCUGCUCGGUUAUGUAAGAGGCCCUUGCCAAGCCCCACCCUCAACUGUACAGCCAAUCAGGACUGCCUUUUCCCAUCACUCUCACCUGGACACCUUGACUCCGCCUCUCCGGUUAUCUUCUCAAUUCUACAAAGGUCUGAGUUCAAAGUGUUGCUAUUUUUACUUAGCAAGAUGUGCUAUUUGCAUCCCCCAUGGAUUUUCCCCCCUUAUUUUCAAGUGACUGGGGGAAUAUAAGUGCAGUGCUGGUGAAAUCGUGUAAAAUAGCCAACAAUGACACCAAGAUGCCAGUCUGAUUUUUCCCUGCCUCCAUUAACAUCUUUAUUCUUUAUUUCAUAAAGGAACAGACAUAAAAUUUAAUGAUUUAUUUCUUCAAGUGAUUCCCCACCUUAACAAUUCAGCCCCAUUUCUAUUUUCUGAAAUAUUUGAAAAAAAAUUAAUUGAUCAAGGAAGGAGACUCACAGUUCUUGGCUCCCUCUUGAGAUUUCUGAAUCUUUUGAAAUCCAGUUAUCUUUGAUAUCUCCCAAAGUCCUUCAUAAUCUUAACUUCCUAAGUUCCUUAAGAAUACUGAUGGUAAAAAUCUUCUACAAUGGGAGUGUUAAGAUCAGAAACAAGCAAAUCAAGUUUUUCACAAGCUUUAAAAAUAGGUCAACCCAUUUUUUGCGCACAACAGAACUUGGUCCUGAUCCAAAGCAUCCAGAUGUUGGAAGCUGGUUUCACCUCCAAAAUAAUUCUACAACAUCUCCACAAGAAAUUAUUGCCUUUCUUUUCCUGUUGAUUGGAAGAACUUUGACAAGGUUGUAAUUGUUGAGCUUUAAAGCUCUGAAAAAGCUAGGUUGAUUUUGAUUCUUGUAUAUUUUCUUUUUUUCCAAAUGCCAUGAUGACUCCUUCUCUGGACUAUAAGACUCUAGGACUAUGGUUGAUGUUCAAGUAGAGUUUAUGAUUCAGUGAGCAGUCCCAGUCCAAGAUAAGAAUUAUUGACACUAACUGUAUAUUUUGUGGCUGCUAGACCAGUCUUCCCCAACCCAGGACUUACGCAUUGGACCAUUUGGCUACAGAUGAUGGGAGCUGUCAUCUAACACAUCUGAAGGGCAUCCGGGUUGGGAAAAGAUACAGUGGAUUCUAUCAGUGGAGCAGAGAGCUGUGCUGGACUGUCAGGUGCUCAGCACCAGACAUUCAGGAGUCUCAGAUCCCAUCAACCCAUGUUCCCGCCAAUGGCUAGAGGCAGAAGAACAGUCCAGUGAAAGGCCCAGACUAGAUUGCUGGGGGGAUGGAAGGGUCACAAAGUUCACUGAAGGAGACGUAAGAAGCAAAAUGCAUUUAAAACCAACAAUAAGCAAAGAAACAGGAUGGAAUAUAAUUUAGAUGCAAAAAGGAGAGAUUCCCAGUCAUUCACACGAAGUGGAGAAUAGUGAAGUUGUAGAACAAUUAGAAUUGGUGAUAGCUGGUUGGCACCAUGGUACCUGAUAAGCUGCGCCAAUGAGGAACUUCUCUGAUAUCAAUUAAGAGGGGCAUUGUUCUGAAAAUACCACUUCCUUCUGUCUGCUCCCCCCUCCCCCAGUCUUUUAAGGAAAAAGUGCCCUUGAUACUAUUAGAUAUGUAACAACAAGACUUCCCCUCCCUCAUCCUUAUCUUUAUCUUGGCCUUUCCCAUUUCUAUUUACAUCCUUUAAAAGGUUCUUCAGUUCAAGGCUGCUUCACAAACAUUUCUUUUAAAUUGUGGUGGUUGGAAUUUUUGUCUCGGAGAAGAGGUUUAUCAGAUUCAAAAGGUGCUGACAAUCUUGUCCCCUAAAGAAACUAGAGUCUGCCACACGUCUCUGCUCCCAUUCCUGAGAUGUUACAACCUGAAGUGCCAAAGUAAACAGUUCCACCUCAGCUCCUGAGACAAAUGACACAAGAAAUAUUUAGAUUUCACUGGAGCAACCUUCUCUGAUCUCACACUCCCCAGAUGUAUAGGAACCAUAGCUCCCAGACUCCCACCUGGCAUAGAUCUGCCAACCUAGAAUUCUGGGAAUUGUAGUCAUAGUAAGUCUGGAGGGUUCCAGAUUGCAGAAGGCUUAUCCCACCCAUUUGAAUUCAGAA